This is a messenger RNA of Ceraceosorus bombacis, 789 nucleotides long. Lineage: Eukaryota; Fungi; Basidiomycota; Exobasidiomycetes; Ceraceosorales; Ceraceosoraceae. The record is from the annotation of a GenBank genome assembly.
AUGCGAGCAUUUGCCAACGACUAUCGCACCUUGCUGAGAGAGUCUUCUAGCGCACCUACAGCCACGCUAACGCCAAGCUCAUCAGCCCACGCCUCUUCGCUCGCAACACGACGAUCAUUGGCGCUCUCGUUGGCCAAUCGUCGACGUUUCGACCCGUCGGAUUCGCUAUACGAAGGCGCAUCUGCUCGCCCGACGUGCUCACCAUUCGCACCAGCUCCAUCCCAUCUCGUCACAUCCAGCGGCGCAUUUGCCCCUCUCAAGCCGCAUGGCCGCUCCACUCAUCCAAUCGCCCCUUUGCCUUCCUCCACCAACACGGCCAUGCGAGCAGCCGUAGGCACCGCGCUGUCUCGUCGCGUUCAACGAACCAAGGAUCCGCUGCCUGUAUACGACGCAGCGGGCGUCGAGCGAGUCUUUCACGGCGCUCCAGCAUCGCGCGAACAUUUCAAGCCACUCGUGGAUGUGGAGAAUGCGCUCUCUGCAGCGAUCAGGUCGCUCUUGGCAGACUCGGCGCGCGAGGCUGCUUGCGCCGCUGCGCUCGCGAGUCAGGAUGAGGGUGCGAUGGAGGGGCGGCAGGAAGAGGAAGCGGUGCUGGAUAUGCAACGAGCUGGCGCAUUGAUCGCUACCAAUCCGCUCGCUGCUCAGCAAGCCAUCACCGCAUCAUCUCACGUCCUCAACUCGGCAAACGAAGAGAGACCAAAGGAGGGCGUCUUGGUGCAUACGUGGGAUUGGACGGCGCGGGACUACAAGGAUGUGGAUGCGCUGCCUGGCAAGCGCAUUCGUGGGACGUAG